GAGUUCGAGUGCGCUCGGACACGUCGCUCACCUGCCGCCUCAUCGUUGACUUGCUCGUUCAGGUCGCACGUUCCUUCGUUUUCGCUGCGCACAUGUUUCGUCUAUGAUGGCUCAAGCGUCAACGUUUGAUGUGGGAGUUUUCAUCCUUAUCGUUUUUGGAGCGUCUUUGGCAAACGGUUCCUCUUCAAGCCAAGAUGUGAGCGUGAGGACGGAAGCAGAAGAGUCCAGGCUGAGCGACUUCCUGUCUGCCACAGAGGGGUUGGCGAAGGUCGGCUCUCGCAGCCAAGCCAGUCCACUCCCAGCAGCCCGCGGGCGAAGCAAGAGGUGCACAUGCUACACAUACAAGGAUAAGGAGUGUGUCUAUUACUGCCACCUGGACAUCAUCUGGAUCAACACGCCAGAGAACACAGUGCCGUACGGCAUGUCCAGUUACCAGAGCAUACGUCUGAGGCGUUCCACCAGAGGAGAGCAAGGGGCGGCCAAGAAUGAGCAGCGCUGUCUGUGCGUCGCACGGAGCGACUCUGGCUGCAGCAGCUUCUGCAUGAACAGCCCACACAGAGGACCACCCAACGUGCAGCUCCAACGUGACGGGCGGAGAGCGUCCCCAGCUCUGGGGACUGUCUGAACACACAGUACAUAUGUGUACAUGUAAGGCACUUCUGGGUGCCUAGCAGCGCGGCGGGAUGGAGACGUGGAGCUGAGCUCUCCAUUCAUUCUGAAUUGUAAAGAGCAUUUCUCCUCUGCCUCCAAAGACCUUUGGACUGGGAAAUGUGACAAGCUCACUCAAGCUUUCAGCCACUUGGUUCACGCAACCCUUGCAGUAACUCUCUCUGUGUGACUCCUCCGUCAUCGAGUAACAAGCUGAACUUCAAGGAAUUUGCCCCUUCACAUUCAUCACACUGUCAGGUGUGAGCUUGUCUUGCCAGUGGGCACGUGUGGGUGCCUUGUCUCCAGGUCACCAUGGUUAACUGAGCUCAAUCCACCACUUGGCGUAUGGGAAAGAAUUUGUGCUUAUAUUUGAUAUUUGUACCUAAUAUAUACAUUAGCAUUCAUAUGGUCAUCAUUUUAUCACCUGUCGCAGUUUAUUGUUUAUUGGUUCAACACAUUUAAAAACUGACAAAAGGCGUACUCUGUCCCUUGCUCAGCAGUAGAUCAGGCUGUGUCCCGUCUCUCCCCCUAAACUGGGCUCAGUGUGGUGUGUCCCACUCCUCCUCACUGGCCGUUCACCACUUGAUCACAUGACCCCUUCAAACCCAGGGAGCUCCGGAGCUGACUUGAAACCAAGUGGGAAGAUGAAGUGUGGAGAGAUGUCCAGGAGACCAAAGGACUUGAUUUCACAACAAUGUUGGACAGGACAACAGGGACCUGUUAGUAGCCAGGACCACUCUUCCCUGUGUUGAUUUUCUCUGGUAUCACACGAUAGUGAGCCAAAUGCUCCACCGUGUCCCACAACAUGAACAAUACAACAGGGAUGUUCAACAGUAGGUUUGGAUUUCUCCUGAACAAACAACAGUGGGCUAGCAUCCAGGCUAACGUUAGCAUCCUCACACCUCUGACACAUCUAUCGCCUCAACACAGGCCCCGCCCAUUUCUUCUCCAUUGGUUCACCAAACCAAGUGAGAUGAUCAGCGCCGAUGCAAGAGGUUGCAGAAACGUUGGAGCUGGCAUUUCCAAAACGUUGUCUCCAACACUGGAUAUGCUGGAAACAAACCACAGCGCGGCAGCCAAUGACACGCCGUCUUUACGCGUGACCUCAUCAAGUGUCGUCCCAAUUCUGAGGAACAUCAGUCACUUCACUUGGUCGUGGGAGGGCGCUCACAACCAAGUGCUGGUGUUAGGGGAGACGUGGGACACAGCCUCAGACUUUAUUUGUCUCUUGUGGAAGUAUGUAGUGAUGCUAAGUUCAAAUGACAAGGAGAGUGAAGCUUAUCUGAUGCAGACUGUCAGUGUUCAUGGUUUCACUGUCGUGGCAGGGUGGUGACCAAUGCAAAACUAUAGUGUCCUACUGUAAAGCUGGUUAAGACUAGAUUCAGUGUAAAACAUGCAAGAAUAGAAGGUGUAACUGAAGUUAUCGCCUGUGGGAAAAUGUGUUGUGUUGCAGAUAGUGAUGAGACCGGUCCGAUUCAGUAUCGGCAUCGGCCUCCAAGAUGAGACCGAUCCCAGAGCCCAGUUCCAGCUCCGUGUUUUCAGCCGCUCUGCCAGUUCACUGCAAACUGUGGAACAGAUUUCCUGUCGAGUGGUGAGAGGCAGGAGACAUGCCUCGGGAAGUCCAGUCCACGGUUUGCAGUGAGCUGGCAGAGCAGUGGUGUGAGGCUUCAGCUGGAAACAUGUAGCCAGUUAGCAUGCAAGCGCUUAGCAGCCAAGACUAGUUUGCUGACUAAACACAACAGCAGCCCGAGACAGUGAAGCCAGGCGUCGCAGCAGGUGAACCAACAGCUGCGUUGGAUGUUUCCGAUUGGCAAAUGGAAGGUAUGUCCCUAAAUGAGCCAAUAUCUAGGAUGUCCAACGUCACUUCACUCAGUCGGGCAACAGAUUUAUUGAUGCUCCCAGAGCGAGUGUUGCUGAUCAAAUGAAGCAGCGUCUUGUUUCCAUUCACUUCCUACGUACAUCCGUCUUGGAUUUAAUAAAUGCCGACGUGAGAGUUGCACAUUUGUGGUCAGGAUCCAUGUUUCUUGGCUUCCUUCACUGACCUGUAGUUCUCUAGUUAAUGCACAAUAAUGGUGAAAAACACAGCAAACUGAGCUCUGGUAUCGGAUCGGAGGAAUAUCGGCAGACAUCCAGAUUCAAGGAUCAGAUCUGAUCCAAACGUGGAUCGGUCCAUCCUUAUUUGUAGCAGCUUGACUGGACAAAGACGGUUUAAGUAUCACGUACAGUGGAAAAUAGAAGGGGCCCUUCAAUGCCAUUGAUGCAAAAUUUAUCCAAUGAAUUGGAGUUUCUUCAGUUCAGUUCAGUUCUGUGCUUGUUUUCCCACCACAGUGCCACUUCUUUUGUCGCCCGAUACCCUCCGUGUCGAUGCAGAAACCAGCUCUCUUGCAUUGCCAUUUACAGCUUCUGUUCUCUGACUAACAACUGCGGUCAGCUGAAGCAAAUACUGCCAGACCGUUUCUAUGGAUAUAUUUAUUUGGUGAUGUGAAUGGUGGCGCUGGGAAAUGGCUAAGACCAGUGCGACUGCUGCUGGCCAUCAUUGGAUUUUUCACUUGUUUUUGUUGGAGCCCAGUUGUUGGCCACAUCUGGCAAAACGGACCUGAAAGUCAAGAGCCGGUGAAAUGGGUCAGCGAGUUCCUGUCAAAUGUAUUGUACCCAUUGUAAAAUGAAGGUGAACUAGUUGACGAAAAUAUGUUCAUUGGACUGUCAUUGGUCCACAUUCGUCAGUACACUUGGCCCAUUGGAGUGCUACUAUCAGGUGGAAUGUAUGAGAAGAAAUAAA
Molecule: messenger RNA, 3427 nt
Organism: Synchiropus splendidus (mandarinfish)
Lineage: Eukaryota; Metazoa; Chordata; Actinopteri; Syngnathiformes; Callionymidae
Product: endothelin-3-like
Exons: 4
Coding region: 104-625 (173 amino acids)
Biological process (GO): intracellular calcium ion homeostasis; regulation of systemic arterial blood pressure by endothelin; regulation of vasoconstriction
Cellular component (GO): extracellular region
Molecular function (GO): hormone activity; endothelin B receptor binding
Source: RefSeq, a predicted model, not a curated record